Moneuplotes crassus is the source of this 1763-nucleotide messenger RNA. Lineage: Eukaryota; Ciliophora; Spirotrichea; Euplotida; Euplotidae. The record is from the annotation of a GenBank genome assembly.
UAAAAUCAUUCAACGUAGACCAGCUCUCUGUUUCAAAAUAAAAAGAUGCUUUUCACAAGAAGAAAGAGUGCAAAUCCUAUGAUCAAAAUCUUCCAUAAUGAAAUUUCUAGUUCGUACUCAGUAACACCCAAGAUUAACUACUGAAGCUGAUCAAUAUUUUGAGAGGCAUUCCAAGAGAGUGGAGGAAAGCUCCAAGAUGAAGUUGUCAACUUCUUCAAAACUAUCGGGCAUGUAAAAUACGAACUCGCUAAAUCCAAGUUUCCUAAAUCAGAGAUUUUGAAGAGCAAUAACUACUCCAUACAGAAAAGCCUUAAAGAUAGUUAUAUCAAGGAUUACAAGAAGAUGAUGUCCAGGAGUUUUUACACAGAGUUAGCUAAAAGUAACCCUGCCUACACCCAGAAUAGUUAUGAAGAUUAUCGGUAUAUCUGUAAUAAGCUAUACCCCUUACUCUUUAUCUCUUCAAAUAUUGAGACAUCUCACAAAGUGGUCAGUCCUUGUUUUAAACCAAGGAAAACAACUUUUGGGAGACUCACCUUUGCUAAUAUGACUAAUAAGUCAAGAGCAUUAUCUUUUCCAAGACAAUCAGUAGAUCAUCUGGUGGAAUCCCCAAAAUACACCCCAAAGGUUCAAAGUGGGAGAGACAAGAUUAUUAAAUGAUGCUAUACUUGCUUCGUAGCCUUGAAAAUGUUGUACAUGAAUAGAAAUAAAGUCCUCAGUUUUCAGACUCCACAGACGAAAGCAUUCAUAUACUCACUUUCUCAAAAACAAGCAAAGAAAUGGACAAUAGAUGAUUUCAAGAAACUUGUCAAUUUCUAUCUCCUCAGAAUCCAAACUAUUAACUCUUACGAGUCAUGGGCUCCACAGAAAGCCAGAGCCAGGACUCCAAGAAGCAGGAAAAUUAGUGGGCUUUCCUUCAUGAUAAAACGAGAUAAACUUCAAAAGAGGACUGCUAGAACCAGGAAUGUUUCCAACAAUACUACUCGAAGAAACACCCCUACCAGGAGCCUAGAUUUACAACAAGGAAGAAAUUUCCCUCCUAUGCAGGGUAUUCGAAGAACAGUUCAUACAAAAAUAGCUGAUACUGCAUCUAAAAAUACAGUUAUGGAUGACUCCGUUUCAAAGAUAAGCUUUCCUGUUGAAUCAAACUCUCGAAUGGAGACCAGUCAUAAUGAAAAAGAUUUCUACCUCCAAAAUGAAAACCUAGAUAACUUCGUAACUUCUUUGGCUAAAGAGAAAGAAGACUCAGUCCCUUCUCCGAAGUUUGGGUGCUCAAUGAUUCGCAAGGAAGACCAGAGCAAACUAGACAAAGGCCGCCACAAAGUUAGAAAAUCUCGGAGUAAAAAGAACAGUAAGAAGCAUAAGAAAAGUUUGAUUAUUAACAGCCCAUCUUUUGAAAAUCUGUAUGAUCCCAAUAUGGAAUGGCAUAAGCCAAACCAUUUUUGGGAUAAAAUAAUCCAAAUGAACCAGAGAGCUCUCAGAAUUGCUAGAAGAAGAGAAGGGAAAUCAAAGAAAUCAUCAAAAAGUAGAUCGAAAAGCAAGUCAAAGAGUAGGUCUAAAAGUAGAUCAAAAAGCGCAAAUAAAAGAAGCAAGAGUAAUAAAUAUAACAAAGAUAUCUCUGAUUCAUGCUCUAACCUUAGGAGAACAAAAAUGGACCCUCUUAAGGGUCAGAAGAAGAGCCAGAUCCUUGAAAGAAUCAAGGGCUUCAACAAGGGGAAACUAAAGCAGAUGGAUAACUUCUUUGCCUCUUAAUCAGCCUUCAAUAA